This is a messenger RNA of Pelobates cultripes (western spadefoot toad), 28698 nucleotides long. The record is from the annotation of a GenBank genome assembly. NCBI's taxonomy places the organism in Eukaryota, Metazoa, Chordata, Amphibia, Anura, Pelobatidae.
AUGAAACACUGGGAGAGGUAGGAGGAGCACCAGGAGAGAGCACAUAUACUCUAUACAAAAACUUGUUUACAUUCAACAAACACUGCUCAGUGUUAAAUACAACCAUGCAAGGAUGGGAAAACAUCCCCAGCUGGCAAUGCAGUGUGAGAGUUGUGCAAUAGAUGGGGAUCUACCUUUUUGUCCUAGAGGCAGACUGAAUCCCUGACCCUGUUUAACGCUGUCCUAGAGGCAGACUGAAUCCCUGGCCAUGUUUAACGCUGUCCUAGAGGCAGACUGAAUCCCUGGCCCUGUUUAACGCUGUCCUAGAGGCAGACUGAAUCCCUGGCCCUGUUUAACGCUGUCCUAGAGGCAGACUGAAUCCCUGGCCCUGUUUAACGCUGUCCUAGAGGCAGACUGAAUCCCUAGCACCCUGUUAUAACGCUCUCUGGUGGUCACGCUCCUUGGGACACGCCCCCUCCGCGAUAACCACGCCCACGUUCGGACCGCCCCCUCUUGCUUUCCCUGCCUGACCUCGCAAAUAGCUCCGCCCUCGGCGUGCUGACUCGUUGCCAUGGUGACAGUGUAACGGGCAGCGCUGUGUCAGUACCGGGAUAGCGAGCCGGUAACAGCAGACGUUUCAUCCGUCCUCUCCUUCCAUCAGCCCGUGUGAGCUCUGUGCACCGGACUGCCUCCAGGACACUUACCGCAUCCCGGGGUCGGCUCACCCCUUCUCCUCCAUCGCCCUGUCCUGAUUAAUGUCCCUGGUCCCCAUACAGAGCCCCCGGAGCAGCCCGUGUGAGCAGGAUGGCCACAAUGCUGGGCCAGCAGGGACUCCAUGUAACCAAAGACAGAGUGAUCUCCAAGAUGCCACAGGUCAGUCAUGGUGACCAGCCUCAUCACAGCCUGGCACUGGGUGUAUUAUACACACACUGUCACACAGCCUGGCACUGGGUGUAUUAUACACACACACUAUCACACAGCCUGGCACUGGGUGUAUUAUACACACACUGUCACACAGCCUGGCACUGGGUGUAUUAUACACACACUGUCACACACAGCCUGGCACUGGGUGUAUUAUACACACACUAUCACACAGCCUGGCACUGGGUGUAUUAUACACACACUAUCACACAGCCUGGCACUGGGUGUAUUAUACACACACACUGUCACACAGCCUGGCACUGGGUGUAUUAUACACACACUGUCACAGCCUGGCACUGGGUGUAUUACACACACACUGUCACACAGCCUGGCACUGGGUGUAUUAUACACACACACUGUCACACAGCCUGGCACUGGGUGUAUUAUACACACACUGUCACACAGCCUGGCACUGGGUGUAUUAUACACACACUAUCUCACAGCCUGGCACUGGGUGUAUUAUACACACACACUAUCACACAGCCUGGCACUGGGUGUAUUAUACACACACACUGUCACACAGCCUGGCACUGGGUGUAUUAUACACACACUAUCACACAGCCUGGCACUGGGUGUAUUAUACACACACUAUCUCACACAGCCUGGCACUGGGUGUAUUAUACACACACUGUCACACAGCCUGGCACUGGGUGUAUUAUACACACACUAUCUCACAGCCUGGCACUGGGUGUAUUAUACACACACUGUCACACAGCCUGGCACUGGGUGUAUUAUACACACACUGUCACAGCCUGGCACUGGGUGUAUUAUACACACACUAUCUCACACAGCCUGGCACUGGGUGUAUUAUACACACACUAUCUCACACAGCCUGGCACUGGGUGUAUUAUACACACACUGUCACAGCCUGGCACUGGGUGUAUUAUACACACACUAUCUCACAGCCUGGCACUGGGUGUAUUAUACACACACUGUCACACAGCCUGGCACUGGGUGUAUUAUACACACACUAUCUCACAGCCUGGCACUGGGUGUAUUAUACACACACACUAUCACACAGCCUGGCACUGGGUGUAUUAUACACACACACUGUCACACAGCCUGGCACUGGGUGUAUUAUACACACACUAUCACACAGCCUGGCACUGGGUGUAUUAUACACACACUAUCUCACACAGCCUGGCACUGGGUGUAUUAUACACACACUGUCACACAGCCUGGCACUGGGUGUAUUAUACACACACUAUCACACAGCCUGGCACUGGGUGUAUUAUACACACACACUAUCACACAGCCUGGCACUGGGUGUAUUAUACACACACUAUCACACAGCCUGGCACUGGGUGUAUUAUACACACACUAUCACACAGCCUGGCACUGGGUGUAUUAUACACACACACUGUCACACAGCCUGGCACUGGGUGUAUUAUACACACACUGUCACAGCCUGGCACUGGGUGUAUUAUACACACACACUGUCACACAGCCUGGCACUGGGUGUAUUAUACACACACUGUCACACAGCCUGGCACUGGGUGUAUUAUACACACACUAUCACACAGCCUGGCACUGGGUGUAUUAUACACACACUGUCACACAGCCUGGCACUGGGUGUAUUAUACACACACUAUCUCACAGCCUGGCACUGGGUGUAUUAUACACACACUAUCACACAGCCUGGCACUGGGUGUAUUAUACACACACACUGUCACACAGCCUGGCACUGGGUGUAUUAUACACACACUAUCACACAGCCUGGCACUGGGUGUAUUAUACACACACUAUCUCACACAGCCUGGCACUGGGUGUAUUAUACACACACUGUCACACAGCCUGGCACUGGGUGUAUUAUACACACAAUAUCACACAGCCUGGCACUGGGUGUAUUAUACACACACACUAUCAAACAGCCUGGCACUGGGUGUAUUAUACACACACUAUCACACAGCCUGGCACUGGGUGUAUUAUACACACACUGUCACACAGCCUGGCACUGGGUGUAUUAUACACACACUGUCACACAGCCUGGCACUGGGUGUAUUAUACACACACUGGUACACAGCCUGGCACUGGGUGUAUUAUACACACACUAUCACACAGCCUGGCACUGGGUGUAUUAUACACACACACUAUCUCACACAGGCUGGCACUGGGUGUAUUAUACACACACUGUCACACAGCCUGGCACUGGGUGUAUUAUACACACACUAUCACACAGCCUGGCACUGGGUGUAUUAUAGACACACACACUGUCACACAGCCUGGCACUGGGUGUAUUAUACACACACUAUCACACAGCCUGGCACUGGGUGUAUUAGACACACACUGUCACACAGCCUGGGUACUGGCAGGGCUGGGGUCAUGGAGAGACUGCAUUGUGGGUUAUAGGUAUUAACCAGCUGCUGACAGUGACCUCUGAUUCUGUUAACUCAUACAGUAUGUUAGUUACCCUGCUGUAUGAGUAAUAAUAUAAACCAUUCAGAGUAAAGCUUCCAUGUUAGAAGCCAUCAAUGGGGACAAGUGGGCAAUUGCUGCAUCCCCUCCACACCCAUAUUAUAUGCCACAUGUGCCAGUGGAUUUGAAUUAAGAAGUUACAUUGCCUAAUGCUUGGGCAAACUGUGUACACCUUUCAUUACAAACCAAGAAUGCCAAAUUUGGUGAAUUAGCCAAUCUUUUGGUGAUGUCACGGAAAAUCAAAAUAUAGUCCUGGUUCUGUGCAAAAUGCUUAUUUGCUAAUUCACAUUUUAUGAUUUAUGAACGUACACAUGUAGAAAACUGACUGAGUCAAUUCGCCAUUUAAAUGAACUGGCAAUCAGCUUUUGGGAGGAUUGAGAACUAUCCAAUAUGACAAUAUUAAAAAAAAACAAAGAAAUACAAUACAUUGUGGAAAACAAGUGCUUUGCAUCAUUUUAGCUACAGGUGAUGAUCAUUUGUGCGAAAUCAUUUACCACUAAUGUGGCCACAUUUUCAUAGCCAAAUAAGUUUCCUUCUUGGACAGAACACUGCCUGCUGAGACAUUUUAUUGGUUUCUACAGUGAUUGCUCCUUAAUUGGCACUUUGCCCCAGAAUGUUUUAGCUUUGAUAUAAAUAUGUCCCCCUAUCCUAGUGUAAGCGCAGGAUCAGUGUAUGCCUUGCUAUCAGUAGAGCUUGGCUUCCUCUUACAAUGACUAAAAGUUAAAAUGUAAUCAGGUUUUCAAUUAUUUACUUUGUAGUCUGUGUAUUUGGAUUGUCACACCUGGCUGAAUCCUGUACGCAGACAAAGCAAUAUAACCUAAUACUUAGAAGCAUCUGUUAAGUACCAUGCAUUAUUUUUUUUUUCUUUGUUCUAUUUAAUUUUUCACAUAUCCUUCCUCAACAGUAUCACUUGUUUUCAUAAGCUUCCACCUUAAUGUGUAGGUCUUAUUAAUUUUCAUAUUUUAUUGUGCCUGUUUGUUUCCCAUUUCAUUUCACAGUGUUAUACACCAGAAUCGUCCAUUCAAUACAAAUCCCAAUUUAAUCAGCAGGUGAAAAAUGCUUGCAAACAGCGCCAUGCAGUGGACCUUGGGUGAGUCAAUUAUUAGUAUGACCCAAUGUACUUACUUGAGUGAGUGAGACAAAACCGUAACUAAUCAUUUAUAAGCAGAUGUGCCACCCAUUAUUGCAUUUAAUGCACUCUGGGACAAGGAGUUUGUUAAAUUCCAUUAUUAAUUUACAAUUCGGGAACAUAAUUAGUUAUGAAAUAAUUAAGAUAUAUAAAAACACAUGGUUGUAUAUUAAUGUUUUAACGCUAUAUUGGCAUCUCUCUCUCAGAUUUUUGUGUUAUGGAAAUCAUGUACUACAGUUUUUCUAUAUCUCUGUUUCCCAAAUCUGCUUGAGCUGAAAAUAUAUAGUGUUUAUCACCAGUUCAUGUGGAGGUAAAAAUACUUGCCUCCACUGCACUAAAGUAUUGCAUAGAUUCACUUUUACAUGGUGCCUCAUGGUCACUCAGGCAUCUAACGAAGAAGUGCUGUAUGCAUACAUGUGGGCUUUACAUUUUCCCCAGCAGUGCUAUAUGCAUUUAUGCUUUGUCCAUAAGACAAUUCAUUUACAUACUUGCUCUGCAAAGCUUGUAAAUGAAAAUAAAAUUAAUCUAUGAAGAAUUGUAGAGCAGUUUUAGCACAACUACAUAUCUCCCAGCAUUUCAAUGGACAAAUAGGGACACUAAUUAUAGGUGUGUGGGCACAGCCAGGCGCAGGGUUGUUCAGAGAAUUUUUAAGGUGACUUACUAAUAACAGUGUAUGCAACUAAAAUUCCAUUUAGAACAAGAACUAUGUAUCUUUAUCAGAGUGGGGUGGCGAUGGAAUCAAAAUCAGCCUCUGCGCAAUGAUUUCCCAGUUUCCUGCUGCACUGUACUGUUACUGGGGUUGAGAUGAUGUCAUAACCUAGCUUGAGCAACAAUACAGUGCAUGAGAGGAACUGCAAAACCAGCAGCCCCCUCAUUGCCAGCACUGCAAGCACUCACAGCAUGACUGCAGAGCAGACACCUGUUGUACUGCACACCCGUAACCAAGGUGCCCCCUGCCGCCUGUCACCCAGGGCAGUCCUCCCCACCUUAGUACACCACUGAUAUUAUUGACUCAGACUGAUUUAUAAUCACAUUUAUGGUAGAUUAACGUCAUGUUACUGUGAGUCGUAUUGUUGUGGAGUUCUGUUAUGCACUCAAAUAUAUCGCUCCUAGAAAAGAGGGACGUUAGGACAGAAAAGAGCUACAAGAUGGAUUUGGGCCAUAAACAGUGACUGUCCCUCCUAAAUAGGGACACUUAGGAGAUAUGCAACUGAUAGUUAAUUUUUAACUAUUAAUAGUUGGCUAUUAGGACUGUGUUAAAAUGAAGGACACAACAGUUCCUCUUUAGGCAGAUGAAAUCAGUAGCUCAGAGAUAGCUUAUCCACUCCGCUAUGACUGAUUUCUGUUUACUUAUAGCACAUUUAGUACUAUAUACACUUUUACAACACUUUGUAAAUCAUCUCACCCUUGACAUCCCAGUCCUGUCUGCCAACAUUUUACAAUUUGUUUCAGAUUAGUAAUCACUUUAAAGCAGUGGUUCCCAACCUAGUCCUCAAGUACACCCUAACAGUACAGUAUUUAGGGAUUACUCAGUUGUGUCUAAGUUGUCUUUAGAAAGAAAGAAAAAAACCACUUUAGACACAACAGGGUAGUCCCUAAAUCCUGGACUGGUAGGGUGUACUUGACGACUGGGUUGGGAACCCCUGCUUUAAAGGAACUCUAUAGGAAUAAAACGUGUAUUCCUAACACUAUAGUUCUGGAAUACAUGUUUGGACCGCGGCCCCCUCUCUGUGGAGUAAAAAGGUGUCUUUACUUACUCAUAGAAAAGCAUUGGCAGGCUAUUGCGCAAAACGCAGCACUGCGCCAAUAAGCAUCUCCUCACAGAGAUAGAUUGAAUCCCUGUGCAGCACGGGACUAGUAAGCACCUCUAGUGGCUGUCUGAGUGACUGCCACUAGAGGUGUUACUCAGGAGCAAUGUAAAGACUGCCUUUUCUCUAGCAGGGACAUGCUUUAGACACCAGAAUCACUACAUUAAGCUGUUGUGGGUCUGGUGACUAUGGUGUCCCUUUAAUGUUUAUAUUGCAGGGUUAAGUCCAAUAUUACCUUAUGUUUGCAUUUUCAUUCUAUUUUUGUAGAUUCCCUUUUUGUGUAUAACUUCAGAUACUGUCUGCUUACAUAAAUUUUUUUUUUUUAUUAGCUAUCAGUGUGGAAUAGGACUUAAAGGGACACUCCAGGCACCCAGACCACUUCUGCCCAUUGGAGUGUUUUGGGUGCCAACUUCCACUACCCUUAACCCUGCAAGUGUAAUUAUUGCAGUUUUCAUAAACUGCAAUAUUUACCUUGCAGGGUUAACUCCUCCUCUAGUGGCUGUCUACUAGACAGCCACUAGAGGGCACUUCCAUGUUCAUAGAACAUGAAAAGUGUGUUAUAACGACGCUGGACGUCCUCACGCUAUGUGAGGAUCUCCAGCGUCGCCAAAUCCCCAUAGGAAAGACUUGAAAGUAUUACUCAUGCUUUCCUAUGGGGAGGUCUAAUGCAUUAGGUCUCCCCCACGGCCGGCAGCCAUGAAUGCGCAAUAGGUCUCCCCUGCCGGCUGACAUCGGCGGGGGGGAGGAGCAUAGGCGGAGCCUGACCCAGCGCCGAGGGACAUCGGCGCUGGAUACAGGUAAGACACUGAAGGGGUUUUAACCCCUUCAGUAACAUGGGAUGGGGGGUGGGAGGGAGAAGGCACCUGCAGUGCCAGGAAAAACGGUUUGUUUUCCUGACACUGGAGAGUCCCUUUAAUUCUGAGAUUUCAUCAGAAAAGUGUAACAAUAUUCUUUUUGUUUCCUUUUUGUUUUUUGUGCCCACUAUUCAUUUCAAUGUCACCAAGAUAAAUGUUAAUGAUCUUUUUAAGAAAGGAAGUAACCGCUUUUAUUUGUUUGGUGUUUUAUGAUUUGCAGGAUGUGUAGACCAUUACUUUGUUGUUUGGUUGUAAUUUAUAAAUUAAUCAGUAAGUUAAAUCCCAAAACCUGCCAGCUGUUACCCACUGAUUAAUUUAUAAUGCCGUACUGGUUCACAGUAAUCAAAUAAAGUUAAUACAAAAGCAAUACGAUAAUCUUGCUGAAGUGCUGUAUGUAGUAUGUACUACUUUACUAUUUAGUAAAAAAGAAAUUGUCAGUAUUAUAAAUUAACCUUGUUGCAUAACCCCACACCACUGACUCAGACAACCCGUCCUGUUACCUCCUCGUUGUUUAGUUCAGUGGAGCUAAACUCAAGAGACAGGCAGUUGACCAGAGCACCAGUCUUGCAAAGCCAAAUCAUUGAGAUGCAUUGGGAAGUCUAUGAUUGGACAGCCGUAGAAAGUCUGGGCUGGGUUAGAAUGGGAGGGCUUGCAAAAGCGUCAGACAAGAGACUUGCAGCUUUUGCUAGCUCUUUUUUAAAAUAAAUAUACCCUAAUGAAAAGAUGCAUAAUUAAAUGCAUGCAUGUUUCAUUGGGGAAAUGGAGUGACUUUUUUAGGUUACAUGGAGAGAUACUGCGACAUUUUACAACUUUUUACUCAUUUAUAAAUUUUGAGGCAAUGCAAGAAAUUAUUACAUGACUCAGUAAAUGAUCAAUUAAGUUAAGAACUUGAAAUAAAAGUUAAGAACUUGAAAUAAUUGUUGCAGUUACAUGGAUUAAUGGACUUUAAAGUAAAACAUUAAUAAAUCAAAAUUUAAGAUGAGGCAAAUGAGAGGAAGAGAAAUCUGAUUAGAUAUAACACUGAUUACAAACCAGAUAGAGAAUAGAAAUGAAUGGUCUUACAGCAAGCAUGAAUGCGGACCACAAUGGAUAUAUUUGCAACCCACCUGCCCUGGGGCCACUUAGAGUUGUGGUUGCAACCAGCCACAAAACAGGAAAGAUAUUUCCUGUCUGAUUCUUGUCUUCCCUCCCACGGCCGAUUGCGUGCUCCUGCAGGCCAGCCACUCCUGCUCGCAGUGCCAGAGCAUCUGGCCUGCUUGAGCAGAGAAAAGCAGGGCUGGAACUGGAGGACGGGUGGCUCAUCUUAAAGGACCACUAUAGUGCCAGGAAAACAAACUCUUUUCCCUGGCUCUAUAGGGUCUUUGGGUCCCUCCCACCCUCUGGGUCCCACUCCCGCCGGGCUGAAGGGGAGCAAGAGCUGCGCGUGCAUUCAAUCAGUCCAUAGGAAAGCAUAACUGUGAAAAUCAGUUAGAUGCGCUGAAGCGCCUCUAGCGGCUGUCAAUGAGACAGCAACUAGAGGCUGGAUUAACCCUAUUGCAAACAUAGCAGUUUCUUUAAAACUGCUAUGUUUACAGGUGCAGGGUUAACCCUAGAUGGACCUAGCACCCAGACCACUUCAUAGAAUUGAAAAGGUCUGGGUGCCUGUAGUGGUCCUUUAAGGUAGGAGAAGAGAGGUUUGGGGGAUCUUCAUGUGUAGUGUGUUAAAUUGGGGAGGGAGGAAGCACUGUAUUAAUUUGAGGGAGGGAGUGGGCAGUGUAUUUAUUUGAGGGAGGGGGCAGUAUAUUAAAUUGGGGGAGGGAGUGGGGCAGUGUAUUAGAGUGGUGGGGAGGAGGCAAUGUAUUAAUUUGGAGUAUUAGAGUGGUGGGAGGAAGCAGUGUGUUAAAUUGGGGGAGGACAAGGUAUUAAAUUGGGUGGAGGGUGCAGUGUAUUAGAGUUGAGGGAGGGGGGCAGUUUAUUGGAUUUGUGGACAGUGUAUUAGAAUGGGGAAAGUCGGUGUAUUAGAUUGGGUCUGCAUGGAGGUGCUGAACGCUCUCCACGGAGAUGCUGAUUUGCUGCGCAGCUAUUUGCCACACAUGCAAUAGCUCCCAAUGCUUUCAUAAGGGAAAGCAUUGGAUUGGCUGAGAUCCAACACACUCGUAGGACUUCAAAAUCAAUAAGAUAACGCAAUUUGUUUUUUACAGCUGUACAACAGCAUACAUUUACCAUUUCAGUCCCAUUACCAAACCUUUCUUAAUAUGUCAAAGUAGUUGGACUGAAAAAAAUAUAUCUCCAUAACCCCUUGACUCCGUUUUACGGCGCUCUAUGCUGUCCCCGUUAUAAUGGGCUUUAAAGCCGUUGCGGUGGCAUAGAAUGCUGUAAAGGCUUAAGCCUCCAGUUGCUUACCUCCACCGCGAUCCUCUUCGGGAGGACUGCCUGACAGCCCAGGCAGCUCUCUCCUGGCAAAUCAGGCCCACGGGGGCCAUGUGAUCACUCUCAGAGAGGGAUCACAUGGCCCCCUAUAGCUGGCUUUGUAUCUGCCUGCAGGGGGACUGCCUGUGCUGUCAGACAGCCCCCCUGCUGGUGGAAAAAGUAAAAAAAAAAAAGAUGAUUAACAUGUAAAAAUAAAGUGUGUGUGUGUGUGUGUGUUUUGAUCAGAAAGUGUACUAUUGACUCCUUCAGGACAGAGUCAAUAUUACACCUUCUGAUCAAAACAAAAUGUAAACAAAAACUGGAAUUUGCGCUAUGUCUGUUCAACCGUAAUUCACCUUUCAUUUUAAGUGCACCCGAACUUAUUAUAUAUCAUUUUGUUCAGGAGAAACUGGGCUUUAAUUUCUCAUGAACUUUUCAUAUUUGAGCAACAAUAGACUAUGGAACCAUGAUCUAUACACCAAAACCACUUAAUUGGUGUUUUAAUGUUGUUGCAACAAUGAAAAAUUCCAGAACAGACAAAAUGAUACUGACUGCUAAGACUAUUUAAGCUGUGGUCCUUAAGAUUGUUUCCUUCAUUGUAUUGUUAGUUAUGACUCAUUUGUUACUCAGCAUUCUGAUAUCUGUAUCCCCUGACCUCAGCUAGUCUGUUUGUGUUCUGCUCUUUGCUGGUUUAGUUACUUUGCUUGUCUGCUUGCAGAAACAUUUUCAAUUAAGGUCUGUUGGCUGUUAGGGUCAGUAACACGUCUUUCUGUCUCUAUUACUUUUUUUUUUUUCUUUCUGGUUAUCGUCUAGUCUAUAAUUGGACAUUGGGUAUUUACUGUAUCCUGACAGCUAUGUUCCAAAACAUAGGUUCACUGCUAAAUAUGGAUCUGAUUUUAAUACCCCUUGACUGGUCUUUACAAUGGCUAUUAAGAAACAUGAACUGACAGAGAUAAUUAUCUAAUCAUGUUUUACAUUUUCUGCUAGAGAUAAUCUUUUGUCAGCAACUGGAAGCCAGCCCAUAACCACUGCUCAUAUCUACCCCCAAAUGGAUAAACGGUUUCCCAUACCUUACUCCACUAAUGCAACGAUGUGUCUUUAACUACACUGAGGCAAAGAGGCCUUGGCUUGUCACUGAAUGUUGCAUUAUGUCUUAGGCUGUAAUGUGGGCAUUGAUAUCAGAAUUAUAAAUGUAUUCUUAUAUAUUCUAAAACAAAAAUUCUCACUUGUUCCCAUUCUUAUUCCCUCUUCUCUUUGUGUAUUCUCUUUGUACAUAAUUGUAUAUCCCUUUAAACUACAGCGGAGCCAGACCGUUCAAAGCAUCAUUCAUGUAUGUUGGACAUUUUCUAUGAUAAUGCAGAUUAUGUUUGUACACAUUGACAUUUUGUAUUAAUAUUAGUAUAGUUUAUAGGUGCCCAAGAUAAUGCUGCUCUUUAUGAUCUUGAACGCUAAAUGCAAAAUACAGUAAAAAUGAAAACCUAAUAACUACUUUUAUCAUAAAAAGAGAAAUACAUCAGUUGUCUUUUCCCCUUAAACACAGUGGUAUUCCUAGAAACUUAGUUUUACUGUGCAAUCUAUAAUUUAAUAAGUAUCUUUACUCUUUUCAAACUGUUUAUACAUCUUUUAUUUUAUUUUUUUCAUUUUAAAUAUGGUACCUCACAGGCUGAAGAUGUCAAAGGUUGUGAUGUUGGGGGAUCUUUAUGUUGGGAAGACAAGUUUGAUAAACAGGUAACCUGUAAACUGAGAUUCAUGAUAAUGUAACGUUUAAGCCUUGUUAGUAUUUCUGGAUGUCCUUGUUAAUCAUUAACAUUUGUGUUUCUCAAUAAAAAACUUUAUGCAUUGAUCCUGAGCCAAUAUCCUCUUCAGCUUUAUGGCUAUACUGCCUUCAAUUCCACCAAAUCCUCGGUUCAUGUUCAAUCUCCAUUUCUACUAUGCCCUUUGUACUUACUCAUGGUCUAUCGUUGAUAUAAUCAUUAUUUUGCAAGCAAGGUUAUUCAUUAAAGUAAACAUUGUUGGGCAUUUAAAGUGAAUUUCAAAUUAAUUUCAAAUUUAAGGCCGAAAUAGCUAAAAGUAGAAAGAAUUUGUCUAGGAUAAUUUUUUUAAUUGGCUACUUUGGUCUUAAAUUUGAAAUUUAUCUUUCAUUUCUUGACAAUUUUAGUUUAGUGAAUAACCCUGAUGGUAUUGCACUCCCAGACAGACAAAAAACUUCCAAUAUGGAGCUUCACUCUAUGAUUUGCCAGGGAAGAGUUAUUUGCCCUUAUCAAUGAUUUGUAACUUUACAAAUGUUUUUCUUUUAUUAUAAUUACUUAUUCUGCCCACUUUCAGGUAAAACUGUCUCACUUCUGCUGUUUUUAUUGUAGGUUCUGUAAGAACGUGUUUGAUCGGGAUUACAAAGCAACAAUCGGUGUAGAUUUUGAGAUUGAGAAAUUUGAGAUCCUGGGGAUACCAUUUAACCUCCAAAUGUAGGCAACUUACUACACAACUUCCAUAUGAUUUUAUUAUAAAGAGGCAUCUGAUACUGUCUGUCCUGUUUGGAAUUAAUGGUGUUAUAUUCCAUUUGUAUUAUUUGCUAUUUAUUUCAUAGAUGAUGCUCAUUUUGUUCUGCAUUGUAAUAUGAUGAUCUCCCUGUGCAAAUGGCACACAAGCCUACAAGGCUGGGCGUAAUCAUAGACUACAAUCCAGCAUCCUUUUUACUUUUAGGAAAAUAGUUAUUGUAGCAAGUUGCUGCUAUCUGGCAAAAUGAACAGAGUGUUUGAUUUGAAACACAUCAAGUGUCUGUGCAUAUAUUUUUUAUAAUGCUAACAUUUUGGUAUGAUACACAUCUAUUUUAGAGGUCUCUACCAAAUAGAACUUAACCCUUUGAGGAUCAGUGAGGGGACAAGACUCUCAUUGCAAACCAGCCUUUAAAGGUGUAUCGGAUGGAGUGUUCUACUCAUUUAAUGGGGCAAAUCUGUAUACAGAUCCAAAUGCUAAAUAAAAACAAUUAUAUUUGGGCAAUGGGUCCUUAUGGAAAGAUUACAAUGACACCAUGAGAUAUAAUCGAUCGAGGGGUUAAUAACGAACUGAUUAAAUCAUACAUUAUUUAUUUUUCAUUUGAAAAGAUGUAUGCUGCAGUUUCUUUCAUGAUAUUUUGCUUCUCUCUAACUGCAGAUGGGACACAGCGGGACAAGAGAAGUUCAAAUGUAUUGCCUCAACAUAUUACAGAGGAGCACAGGGUUGGUAGUGAGAUAAUAUGUAUUACAAUGUUAGAGGAUUCAACCUUUUCUUUAUACUUUAUACCACAUAGGUCUUGAUUUAAUAUUUUUGGUUAUGUAUUUUAAAUUAUUUAAUAAUUUUGAUACAUUUGUAAAAUAAUAUAAUAAUUUGACAAAUAUUUUGAUCUCUUUUGAUAUAUUGAUAUUUUAACUUUGAAAUAUUUGUAAAAGUUAAUCAAAAAUAUAAAAUCUUUUAAAAACCUUAUCCGAAAAUAUUACAUUAAGGCCGUAAUAGUUAACACUGAAAGGAAAUAUAAAUCUGUCAUGAUCAACCUUUCUAGAUAAUUGACUUGUGCUACCUUAAGGUAGCAUUAGACAGCCUUAGGUCUCACCGCUGGGGGGGGCAGACAAAAUAUGGCCCAGCUGGCUGACCCAUGUCCCUUCAUAGGCUGGUGAACACAAGUUUCCAGAGACCUGGUUUCCACCUUCAUAGGGUGCAAAGCUUGCAUAUCCCUCUCACAAACUCCGGCACUAUCACUGACGGAUAGUACUGAAGCAUUGCCGUAAUAAACUGUGGCAACUUUCUGAUACUACCAGAGAGCAGAAGCUCGCAACAAGACUAUACAAGGAUUUUCCUGAUGAAGGUGCAAAACAGAAGAGCUCAGCACUGUACCAUCAAGGAUACAAGUGCCCCUACAUCCUAAACAUUCACAUACUCUAUUUCACACUCACUCAUACUGCAUCCCCCGUAUACUACAUCCCCCUACACACACUAAAUCUCCUAUACACACUCUCACUACAUGCUUUACACACACACAUGCACUACAUCUCCUAUAUACACACAUGCACUAGAUGUGAUAUACACACAGCCCAUCGACAAACAGUCUCUGCAGCCCCAGCUACAGAUACUUCACCGCAAACAAAUCUAUUUACACACACUACUCCAUAAGCAGUCCAAUCUACACACAUAAUUCCACAAGCAGCCUCUAAGCAGUCCCUUUGACACUCAUACACAAUGCACAUUACUGCAAGAUUUAUUGUUGUCGAUUGCUGUGUUAAAUUGGUUCACACUGCACAUUACUGUGAGCAUUUUGCUGUGGAGGUCCGAGACAUACAUAAAAUGCCACCUAAGGAGAUUAAAAAAUCUCAAAUAAUUUAAAUGAGGAAAACACAGCGCUCACAGUAUAAUAUGGCAUUAAUAAGUAUCAAAAAGCUUCAAAGCAAAACUCUUUAUGUCUGCAUGUGACCCCUCUGUGUAAAAGUAGGUGCCUUAUUUUGGCUUUGUAGCAGAAAAUCAUUACAAUGACCCUGUAUAUAUAACUUCUGUUUGUCAUGUCUUGCAGUUAUUAUCACUGCAUUUGAUUUGGGUGACAUCCAAACCCUGGAGAAUACAAAGUAAGUUACCGGACAAGUAUCUUAACUGUAUGCAACCAAACCUGUAAAGGUGUGGAGAUGACUGAGUCGGCCAAAAGGCAAGAUUGAUACUUAGUGUGUUUGGACAUUGCCUGUUCUUAUAAUCUAUUUCUUUCCUUAGACGGUGGGUGCAGGAUGCUCUAAGGGAGAAUGAUCCAGAGGCUUGCUCAAUUUUCCUAGUUGGAACCAAGAAAGAUACAGUGGUAAGCAAAAAAGUUUUAGGAAGCAAUAACUAAAGAAAAUAGUAAUAAUCAAUAAGAUUUCCACAUGAAAAACAAAAUAUCACAUCAAGUGAACACUUACUUCUGGAAGGUGCACGGAUCAUGGUCCCACCAAAACCAUUCUUAUAUAAAAAUAAAGAGAAUGGUCUAGCACUCAUCACAAUAAAUACCACACUAUGAAGGUACUUGAAGACAUAAAUGUCAACAAUUGGAUUUUUUUUUCAAAAAUGUUAAGACCAGUAUAUUCCCACUCAUAUCUAUGUACCAAAAUAAAAAAAAUCCUAUUUAUUGUAGGGAGUGUUGGCCCAUGCUCUUUAUUAUGAACAUAAUCUGGAAGCUACAAGAACGAAAGAAAUUGGCAAAAUUUGGGUGGAUCUGGAGUCCUAGAUGAUGGAAGUGGGCCUUUCUCAGUUCUAUAUGUGGGUCCCAAAAGAACACAGUACGCUAUUACUCACAGAACUCCAUCUGGGUCUGGGAUACGCAUGCAACAAAGUUUGUUCUGACAUUAUACUGAGAAACAGGGAUUUCCUCCCAGGAAUAAAGGCACGGGAGUUUAGGGGUAUUGAAUAUGCUGGAUUGCAGAGGAUACAUCAGUUGUAUGACGGGGGAGUUGUAGUGCCAAUUGAGGACCUGCAAGGCAGAACAAUGACCGAUUCAGAUUUUUUUUAGAAACAGACAAUUUGGGGACUUUAAAACAAGCACAUAUUAAAGAAGCGGCACAUUAACCGAUUACUUUUUUCGAGAGACUAUGUCUAGAGGCGGGUGGAACUGGAUCAAGUCCGGUGCGAGGAUUUUUGCCGCCCUAGGCAAAUAAAAACUGGCUGCCCCAAAUGCUCUACCUUCCAUGCAAUAUCACAAUGCCCCACCCAUAUUAUCUGCAAUAUGAGCCACGCCAGUGCUGCACAGUGUGUUUUCUCUGAAAAGGCAUUGUGUUUACAUUAAAAGGCCUGUAGGCAUAGGCUAUAGACACCAGAGCCACUACAUUAAGAUGUAGUGGUUCUGGUGACUAUAGUGUCUCUUUAAUGUGAGGUAAAUUAGGGAUUAGUAUCACUAAUAAUAUAUUGGAUUGCCUGCUUACCACCAGAUGAGAACAAGAGGAUGAUGAUGCGCUCAGGCUGCAGUCUGGCUCCACUGGUCUGGUGUUAAAACAGGCUCUCUGGAGGCAGUGCUCACAAAAAUCAACAAACAGGAAGCAGCUCCUUUUUUUUUUUGGGGGGUGGGUCCCUUACACAGAUCAUGGUGUGUGUGAGGUAUGCAUUUUGUGUGAAGUGUGAAAGAGAGGGUUUGUGGGGAGGAUAGGGUCUGAGAGGGGAGCAGCUCUUUAAUUUUAUUUUAUUUUGUGAAUAUAAUUUGUAUUGUAUAUUUUUUUUUCUUUAAGUUUUGUGUCUUACACUAAAAGGGGUGUAUCUCACAAGCCCCUUGUGUCUUUUAUCCCCCCUCCUUGUGUGUCUUACUCUUCCCAGCUCCUUGGUGUGUCUCUUUUCCCCCCAGGCCCCUCUGUGUGCCUCCCUCACAAGCGACUGUGUCUCUCUCCUGAGCCCCUCUGUGUGUCUGUCCUCCCUACCAGCCCUGCCUUUCACCCCUUCCUCAGCCUCUGUGUGUCUUACACUCCCCUCGUCCCUUAAUGAUCUCUUCCAUUUCCCCCAUCCCUUAGUGGUCUCAUCUCCACUUCUCACUUUCGCGUCCUAGGCUUUAGGACGCGCCGGCCCUGAACUCGAUCCUUGGGUCUUUCUGCUAUCCAAACCACUAGAUGGCUGGACUAGAAUGGAGCAAAAGCUCCUUCACAAAUUUAUCUUAGCAGCCAGUAUGUCUUUGGCCCAAUCUUGGCUUCAAUCUAAAAUGCCAGCUAUGGAAACAGUGCUUAUGAAAAUUAAAGAUAACUAUUUGAAUAAAUGAACUAUUCAGGUCAGGGGUACUAUGAAGACGUUUACUAAAGAAUGGGACCCAUGACAUUUUUUUUUUAAGGGAAUGGGUAGAUCUGGCUGUGGGUAUGGAGGCGCAUGGAUCUCUCAAUCCUAGAGGCUGGCUCAACUGUUUCUAUCCUCCCUGUUGUCUGCCAGAACUUACACUUGUAUCCCCGGUGCCCACCAUUUGUAGUGGAAUCCAUGCUCACUGUGGAUCCUGCUCUACUCUAUACUUUUUUUAUCUUUGUUUUCUUUCUUCUUGUUUUCCUUUGGUUGGGGGGGCCUGGAGUUAUUUUUUUUUCAAUUUGACAAUUUUUAUUUUGUCAGGUUGCGUAAUCUCAGGGGGGUACAGAAGAAGAGGGGAGGUGGCAACGAUGAAAAUUUGUACAUACAGAGCUCGGUAACAUUGUCAGAGCAUACAACUUUUUUUUUUUUUUUUUGUGAAUAUAUAUUUUUAUUAGGUAUUUUCAAUAUUCCAAUUUCGGUCAUGUCAUAAGAAAACAUCGGUAAGGACACGCAGAACAAAAGAGAGAAAUGCAAAAAAGGAGAGAAAAUGCUGAUCAAGUAUACAGGCAGUGGUGACACGCAGGUCACAUUUUAACACAAGUAUCAUUUACGUGUUGGACUCGCAGGUCCUAUGAGAUGUAAACAGUGGGUAGUACUUUCACAUGGUAUAUUGAAUGACAGUGUGGACACGCAGGUCUUAUGCCACCUAGGGUUAAUAACCAUGGCAGGAGGUAAUGUUCACUUUUUGUGUUUCGUUGUCGUUUGCAGGUCUCGCCCUGGUACAAUUAGUUAUUAUAUGGUGGGCCCGCUGGUCCCCUAGCCCUUUAGAUGCGCUUGUACUACCCUCCAGUGUUUUGUGUAGUCGUCUGUUGUAUUAGCAUUUACUUGUUGGACUCGCUGGUCCCGGAGCUCUUUUAAAGUUGGUCAUAUAAUAUUUUCAAUGUGUUGUGGUGUAGGGGAGUGAAGGGGGGGAAAAGAGGUUUGGGGUGUACAGUACUAGUCACGAUUGUCUGGUCCGUCAGGUGUGGUCCCUAAGUCUAGUUAGUGGUAGGGUCUGUCGCUGUAGAGGGGAUGUCUAUUGCGGUGUCUGGUAAUAGGGCUGCAUCUUGUCCUCCGUUUGGGCCCAGUAUUACACGGUUAUAGUGUUUGCUCCAGUCACGGAGUUUGUCUGUGAACCCGGCUCCCGUCGUUGUCAGAAUCCAUGUGUCAAGGUAUUGUUGUGUUCUGUCCAUAGAUUUCAUGUGCAUGUCUUCCGUCCCUCUCAGGGCCUCCAUUUGUGUGAACCACUUGUCCGGUGUAGGUGCGUCCUUGCUCUUCCAGUGUUGUGUGAUGAGCUGUUUUGCUACAUUAAGUAUCCUAAUAGUAAUUGAUCUUUUGUAUCUAUUACUUGGUAUGGUAGUGUGAUGGAGGAGCAUUGCAGCGGGGUCAAAUGGGGGUGGUUGGUCCGUGAAUAUCUUUAGCAUCUUAUGUAUCCCCUGCCAGAAGGGUUGUAUCUCUGCGCACUCCCACCAAAUGUGUAGGAGCGUCGCCGGCCCUACCCCGCAUCUCCAACACUUUGCUGAUUGGUCUGGGUAUAUUUUGUGUAGGUAGUCUGGGGUGCGGUACCAGAGCGUGAGCAGUUUGUAUGCUGUUUCUUGGUGUUUGCUGAAUGCCGCGCAGUGGUGUGUUAACAAGCACAUCUUUCCCAUUCCCCUUCGCUAAAGCUGCGGUUUAGUGCCGUUUCCUUUGAACCUGGGCGCCUCCGUUGGGAUUUGUGUCUGUAGUGAGGUGUAUAGGGUGGAUACUCCGUGGGGGAGGGUUUCUGGGUCAAGACAUAGUUGUUCGAACCCCGUGGGGGCGCGUUUCAGUGCUUGACCCUGGGGGAGGGUCUUAAGAUAGCUCUUCAGCUGGGCGUAUUUGUAUUCCUGUGCGAAGGUGGUGGUGUGUUUGCCUAUGAUAUCUGGAAGGGUCCUCGGGCCUGUCUGAGUGUAUACGUGGUGUAACCUGGGUAGGGGGUCUGGGAUAAGGCCUCUGAACGCUAGGGGGUCGAGUCCUGGUGGAAACUCCGUAUUGUGUGUCAGGGGGGUCAACGGUGAUGGGUAUGGGGCGAGGACGCCUCGGUCUGCCAUCCUGUGUACUAUCGAUAGCACCCUUAUAGUGUUGUCCCUGGCCUCACGACCCAUCACGAACCCUACUUGGUCUGGGUGGACCAGGGCGGGGAUGUGUUAUUGUAGGCGGGUCACCAAUAUCUUCGCAAUUAAUUUCAAGUCGCAGUUUAUGAGGGAGAUUGGCCUGUAAUUGCCGCAAUGUUCUCCGUCCCUGCCCUCUUUGGGUAUAACUGUGAUAUGUGCCUUGAGGGAUUGUGUGGGCCAGUGGUGUCCCUCCCUGAUCGCGUUAAAGGAGGCUUCCAUCGGUGUGUAUAGGGUCUGUGCGAAGCAUUUAUAGUAGCGCAGCUGGAGGCCAUCUGGACCUGGGCUUUUGCCCGGUUUUGUCGCUUUAACUGCCCAUGCCAGUUCUUCCGCGGUAAUGGGUUCGUCAAGCGCUUCCGCUGUGUCCCUUUCUAUGCGCGUGUGUGAGUCUGCAGGAAUUCUUGUAUUUUUUGUGAGGUUGGUUUGUGUCCGCGGGUCUUGUGGCCCUGGGAGGGAAUAAAGCUCGGAAUAGUACGAGUGUAUCACUUCUUGAACCCUGGCGGGAAGGCGGUGUAGAGUGCCUGUUUUGUCCUGCAUCUUUUAUUUAUAUAUAUAUAUAUAUAUAUAUGUGUGUUGUCUACGCUUGGUUAGCAUUCUCGCAAGGAGUUUUCCACUCUUGUUGCCGUGUAUGGCAAAGAAUGCGUUGUGCCGCGUUCCCUGUGGUGUCUGGCGUGUAGGAGUGUGGCUAAGUCCCGCCUUAGCUGGAGCAGCUUUACCUGAUUGUCUAGGAGUCCGUCCCUCUUGUUGGAUUCGUCUACUGCGUGUAUGCCCUGUAUGACUGUUGUAAUUUGUGCCUCUCGUUGUCGUUUCAGCCUUGCCCCUUCUUGAGGUAACCCCUGACCACGCAUUUGUGUGCCUCCCAAAUAAGUGUAUGUGAGGUCUGCUCUGGGGUAUUUUCUAUAAAGUAGUCUCCCAGUAUUUUUCUCGUUUCCGUUAGGAUCUCUGGGAGGGACAGCAUAUAUUCAUUUAGUCUCCACUUGGAGACCUUGGGCCUGUACAGUGAGGACGUUAGAGUAAGAGAGACCGGCGCGUGGUCUGACCACGUUGCCUUACCGUGCUCCUAUGCCCUCACCAGGGUCAGGUCAUAAUGGGUCAUAAAGAAGUAAUCUAGUCGUGUGUAUGUGUUGUGGGUAGGGCAGGAACGUAUAAUCCCUUUCGUCUGGGUGGUGUGCCCUCCAGCAGUCCAGAAGGUGUAAGCGUCGGAAGAGGGUCUUGAUGUGGGUCAAGUGUUGGAGCAGGACUCUUGAGGUCCCUGAGGACGAGUCCCAUUUCGGGUCCAUGGUCAAGUUAAAGUCCCCAGGAUCAGUAUGCCCUCCGUGAAUGAUCAGAGUAAGCGUAGAGUACGGGUGAAAAACCUAUAGUGCCUCUGGUUGGGGGCGUAUAUAUUGGCGAAGGUGUAGGUGGUCUCUGCUAUCGUGCCCUUCAGGAACAGGAAUAUCCCCUCAGGGUCGGUCUCAGUCGCUACUUCUUUGAACGGUACGUGUUUGUGUAUUAGGAUGGCCACUCCUCUCGAUUUUCCCGCACUAUAGUCACUGUAGUAGCCCUUGGUAUAGUGAUGGUCAGUCAUUUUGGGUCUAGAUCCGUCUCGGAAGUGUGUUUCCUGCAUAUAUACAAUAGACGCUCCAGUACUGUGGAAGUUUCUCAGGGCAUGUGAGCGUGUCUCAGGUUUAUUCAGUCCUUUGGCGUUAAUGGUGGUGAUAUGAAGAUUUGCAGUUCGCAAUGACAUCGUCGUAGUCAGGGGUAGGGGGAGUGUUAGGUGGGGGGGUAUGGUCAAUCAGGGUGGGGGGGGGAACCAGCACCUGCAAGAGCGCUGUCUAGGUAUGAGCGUCUGGGUAGGGGUAAGCGCCUGUCCACCAGGGAUAAGGGGCGACUACCCGCCCAGUACCUUGCGCCCUAUCCUAAGGGGGAGUCGAAGGAGGUUACGAGCCACUAGGCAGCGCACGUGAGGGUGGGGUCUACCAAAUCGCAGACCGUCCAAGUCCUUUUAUGAACUCCUCUGACGUCGUCCCCUGUUGGCUCAGUUUGCGUGUGUGUCAACUUUGUGUUCCUCGCCUUGUUAGAUGCUGGACGUAGGGCCUUCUAGGGAUGGUGUGUGUCAGAUCUAUAUUUUGAUCAUAUGUGUAAACAGGAGAAAUUUGAGGGGGAAAUCUUUAAGCAUAUGAAAAAUAUAAACGGGUAAAACAUUUAGAACAUUCCAAGCAUGGGGCUUCUUGUUGGGUGCGCCCCUGUGACCUGGUCCCUGUGCUCAUGUACCCGUCAUUCCCGCAGUCCCACCCGGCCGCCCCGCUGUCCCUCCCCCCUCACGCAUAAGCAAAAUAAAUCUUGUUUGGGCUCCAAUCCUCCCACCUCUACUCCAUGGGAGCCCAGGCCCCAAGCAGGCCGGGCUGGAGCCGGCUCCCCCACGUGCUCACCUAAGCGGGUCGUCACGCGUGGGUCAGGAGCUCUCCCCCGGCCAGGGCACAGGCCCCCAUACUUCUCCCUUCCAGGUAUGGGUCCCUCGGCAAUGCAUGACAGUAGUAAACAUUAGAUAUUCCUCAUGUCUUCAUCUCCCGUUAGAGGCACCAUGGACUCCACCCGGAGCCCGGCAAUCCCGCCGGGUCCCCGCGGGAGCUUGGGUCCACAGCAGGCCAGACCGGUAUGGCGUCAGUAUUCGUGGAUUGUACCGCUUGUGCAUGGUCAUUAUCUGCUUCCAAAUGGGACUCUGUGGUGAAGGCCUUGCAGGUCCCCCCCCCAUGGCGUGCAGUUCUGCUGUAAUUGAUUUCUGCAGGGCUGCAUUAGCUUAUUUGAGGUCUGCUUUAAUGGGUAGGUUGCUGAGUAACUUCACCUAGUCCGGGGGGGGCUCCAUCGUGGGACGCGAGGUCAGCCGGGGUGACCAGGUAUUGCAUCGAGGGUGCCGGGGACCCCCUAGGGGUGUCCGCGGACUUCACAGCGUGCGUGGCUUUAUGUGUUUUCCCCAUUGUACGGUCCUGACGCGCGGCGAGGAAAUGUGCAGAGCCAGCGGGGAGCUCCCUCACUAAGCCGCCAUCAUGCUCGGCGUCCAAGCCAGCCACGCCCCCAACAUUUUAAGCUUCCACAUUUCAUUUGUAUUGUUGGUUACACUUGACAUAAUACUUAGUUACAUUUUACAUAUUUAUGAUUCCACAACCCAUCCCCCGGGUUGUGUGGGAUCGGGUUUGUGGAAGGUUCUGGCCCAAAAGCAUUAGUUUGACAUUUGUAACUAUUUUCAUUGUCAUAGUGUGGGUGAUGGGGGGUGAAAUAAGGACACUGGGGAAAGGGGUGGGGGUGCAGUGCGGGUCGGGUGGUUGGCCUGAUGCUGUCCUCACAUUAGACUGAGAGUGGGUGAAGAUAGUAUGCCUCCAGUCGGGGAGGUCAUAGACAUCUGCCUGUGGUAUGUGCUUGUGUGUUAGGGUUGUCUGGGUUUGUGUUUGUCCCACAUUUCCCAUGCCAUGGGCCAGUAGGGGGCUUUCGGCAUUGUUUUCCUUGCCAUAAUUUCAUCGUUUUUAUUUGUGACUACGGCAUUGAUGCAUUGGUUGAUCGUAGGGGGGAUUUUGUGGCAGUAGGAGUAGAAGUACUUUGGUACAGUGGGUAGCUAGGGCUGAUAUGUGCUGCCAGUAUUGUCGGAGCCCCGGGCAGUGCCACCAUGUAUGUAUCAUGGUUCCUAGGUCCACCUGACCCUUCAGCAAACAUCAGAUGCGUUGGGGGAGCUGUGUUUGAGACGUGUGGGGACCAGGUACCAUCUAUAGAGCAGCUUGCAGGAUGGUUCCAUAUGGGUUGUGCAGAGGGUUAGUUGUUUGUGGGCUUUGAAGAUAUAUUUCCCUUUCCACCCCCUGCAAGACGGUUCUGACUUCCCUAAGCAGUUUGACAUUGUUUGCCUUGAAUUGUGUAUUGGGUGUGGGCGUGAAGUUAACCCCUAGGAACUUUAUAUGGUCUUGUCUCCAGUCGUAGUUAAAGUUUGUUUUUAAGUUCAUCAGGUCUUGGGGCCUGGAGUUAUUGAUAACUGGAGAGAAAAUAUAGGACCAGGUAGAUUGGGCACUGCGUCUGCUGGCCCUGUAUUUCAUGGUGAGAGGAACUAGUGUCAUUGGGCACUCACCUGUCUUUUAUAUGUCCCGCCGAGGCCCCUGCGCUCUCCCCCUACGCCUAUCCUCUUUCCGUACUCCCACAUCUGAUGCUCGUCUUCAAGAAUUUUCCAGAGCUGCACCUUUUCUGUGGAACUGCCUUCCCUUCUCCGUUAGACUUUCACCAGUCUCCACUCCUUCAAAAAAAUCUUUGAAAACACACUUCUUCAGGAAAGCAUAUCAUUUAAACUGUUAGUCGGUUUUCAUCCCCCCCGCAUGACUCCUUUCAUGCAACUGUCAAAAAUAACUUACUAAGUUCUCAGUGAUUACUUUUCUAGCAACCUAUUACAUUACCCCUACUUAUACCCUUUGUGUCACUAUACCCCACUCCCUCUAGCAUGUAAGGUCAUUGAGCAGGGCCCUCAACCCCUCUGUUCUUGUGCAUCAAAUUGUCUGGUUACUAUUACGUGUCUGUUAGUCCACCCAUAGUACAAUCCUACAGAAUUUGCUGGCACUAUAUAAAUAAUAAAAGAACUACAUUUAAGCAAUGAAUUGUGUAAUGUAUGGAUUGUCCAUAAUAGAUCAAUUUUAAUCCCAAAGCAUGUGUUCUAUGGGUGGAUAGAUGCAGAUUGCUGAUGUAAGCCUUUUGUUGGUUAUUGAACUCUCCACACAUUGUCUGCAUGAGAACAUGGGGGUUAUAGAAAGAGAAGAGAGCACACUCGGUUCUAUGCUUUUUAUGUAGGUCCUGAAUCCUUUUCAGUUUUAUAUACAUUGAAGAAGAGGGUUUCACCUAACAAAAUGCAAUGGGCAAUAGGCAAUAUAACGGGAAAAGCAAAAACAAUCUUAUUUUGUAGGUUUUCUCUUUGUCAUAAUGGUAUCCAUGUGUUGACGUUCUGAGUGCAGUCUUCAAUGCCUGUAAUCGCUGUGCUCUGUCUAGGUUUCUGUAUUCUUUUUUACAUUUAUUUCAUUGUGGUUUUUUUUGUUUUGUUUUUUUUUACAGACUUUAGCAGAGUGUGAGCGGACAGAACGCGACGCUAUACAAUUCGCUAGAGAGUUUAAAGCUGAAUAUUGGUCCGUAUCAGCAAAAACAGGUUCGAACCUACAGGAAAAGAAGUGACUUGUGUCAUUGUAAUAAAUCAGAAUAGCUGUGUAUGUUGGAGGACACUUCUUAAGGGACCUUAUUCCUUUCUUCUUUGUUAUAUUAAUUGCUUCAAUACCACCAUUUUAAGGUUUCAUACUUUGAUUAAACUUAGAAAUAAAAGGACCUUUUUUUUUUUUUUUUGGUUUUUGUCUCAAAAACAGGACUUUACAACUUGGUGUGCCGAAGCAGACACUGUCUUUUCGGAUAAUCCAUUAGAACCUAACCCUACAACAGAUAAUAUACAAAAAGGAUUUAAGGAACUAUCCAAGUUGUUUAAACAACAACUUAGGGUAGGUUGGGAAAUAUCCUUAUUACAAAACUACAUACAAAAAGAAAUGAUACCACGAGGUUUAAGAAUAAAAUUAACCACCUCCAAACAAUACUAUUUAGGAAACUUACAGCCACAAAGAGUGUUCUGGAAUGGGAUAGCUACCACCUGAGACCCCUUAAAAAGGGUAUUCCAAUAGGACAGUAUCUAAGAGUAUGUAGGAAUUGCUCAACACUGGAGGACUUAAAGUCUAAAGUUAAGGAGCUCUGCACACACUUCAAAGAACGUGCAUAUCCUAACUGAUGUCUAAAAAUAGCGUAUAAGAGAGCUUUGGAUAUGGACAGCGAGAUCAUGUUAAAAAAUGUCCAUAAGGAUUCUGAUGACCAGCAGUUUAGAUGCAUUGCUGAUUUUGAUCUGGGGCGGGAAUCGGCCAAAUCUAUUUUGAAUAGUUUCUGGCCCAUACUUACACAGGAUACGCACCUCAAGAACUUACUGACUUCUAAUGCAUGAUUAACAUUUAGGAGGGGUAAAAACCCUCUUGGUACCCAGCCACCUCUCUUCUAAAAUAUCCUCAUACACUUGGCUAAAGAAUUGUUUGAUAGGGUCCUAUCAAUGUGGCAAGUGUAAGGCUUAUAAAUUCAUUUUACGGGACUCCAAAGUGAUUGCAGAUAGUACUAAGAAUAUUAAACUCUCAGUUAAGGAUUUCUUCAAUUGCAAAACCAGAGGAGUACUUUAUCAUCUUAGCUGCUCCUGUGGAAAGAAAUAUGUUGGCAAAACCUUCAGACAAUUUAAACUUCGUAUUUUGGAACACAUUCGUUCAGUAAGAUACAAAAAUGACGCACCUAUUUCAAGACAUCUAUGGGAAUAUCACUGGACCAAAGAGGUGGAGAUUUGGACCGCCUAUUAAAACAAAGGGAGUCCUAUUGGAUCUAUAAAUUAAAGACCCUAGCACCCGUGGGCCUGAAUGAAGGGUUUACCUACACCCCAUUCUUGAAUUAUUUAUUUUGGAAAUAUAGUCCCUUUGUAAUUCAUGUAACCAUUUCCAAAUUAUCUAGAGACUGAUAUAGAUGGUUACUUUUACAAUUAUUGAUUAUAACUAUAAGAAAUGUAAUCCUAGUAUUACCACUUACGUUGAUGCUAAUUUUCUUGAUCCUGUCAUAAGUAUAAUAAUUAAUCCAAUAUAGUCUUUUAUGACAUCACAAAUAUAGAGCAUGUUCAAUUGAGUAUUUUCACUAAAUCCUGUAUAUUCACUUGAUUAUUUUAGUUUGUUGUCCCCUAGUAUUUCACUCCAUUGUAUAAUUAGCAGGUGAUAGCAACCUGCUCCAUGGGACUCUGCAAAGUCUUUACCUUGUAAUGGACAAGAAAGCGACUGUCCGUAAAAUUAUGGGAAUGAGUGAAACAUUUAUUAAAAAAUAAAUUUAAUACACACCAAGUGGGGUAAUAUGAAAUUAAUAUGAAUUGCCCAUCAAGUGUCUUUUGAUGUGUUUUUUUUCAUCUGUACUCACUUAACCCUUUUUGACCUAGAGACAGUGUUUUUUGCACCUUUUUUGGUACUUUCAAUCUCCAUUAUAUAAUUCAGACAUCCAGGAAAUGACUACCGUUUUUCUUCCCAUUUGGAAAUUGACAUUAGUAUAAUUGUCACUGACAGCCAUUUUUUUUUUCUGUCAGUAGAGAUGAUAAGCAAGCAAUGUCUAUAGGAUAUGAUUAUGACUAGUAUGCCUGACUUUAAAAUACAAAAGCCGGUUUCAUUUCCUAGCAGAUUUCUCUUCACCUCACCGAGUUGUUAAGGGGAGGGCGCUUAUCCUUUUUCCACGCCCCUGCUUCAUUUUGAUUAGAUGAAUCCCACAUAGGGGCGGGACCAUAAGAUUGGCGCGGACAUUUAAAUAGGGGCGACUUCUCACUAGCCCUAGACGAAGGCGCAAUUCAGUAGUGCCGAAAUGCGCGUCGGGUGUUUUUACGCUUCGUUUAGUCUAUUGUUUAAUUUUGGUGUUUUUGGGCUCUAGGGUUAUGGAGUCAUUGUGCUUCUUGAUUUAAGUUUAGGAUUAUGGGGAAGUACAGGUAGCAAUUUAGUUUAGUAGUUUUAGUCUUAGGUAGAUUGGCUAUUAUACGAUGAUCCACAGAUAUUUCUAUUUUAAGCUUAGCAAGUGUGCUAGCACGACCACCUGUCAGCAACGAUUUGCAGUUCCAGUACUUAACGAUUAUUUUCAUGCCACUCAGGGAACUUAACUAAGUUCUGUCGCUUGCCUUUUUUUAUGGAACUCCCUAUCUAUGGGAGCCUUUAGGGUUGUAGCCUUAUACUUAUCUACCUAUUGAUAGACCCUUUCAAGGUCAUACUGGAUGUAAGGGAUUAGUAGCCAUAGCGACUGUAUCUGCUAUAAUAGUUGGUCCAAUCGUUAACUAUGGAAUACUAGUGGACUGAAUGUUUUCAGCAAUUACUCAUACUGUACCUAGUUAAUUACAGGGAGAGGUUGGGGUUCACUGGUUUUGUGUAGGGUCUGGGGAUCCACACUUGAUUACAGUCCCGCUAUUAUCUUCUAUUCAUUAUCCAGCUCAUUUUAUACUACUACUGUUUCACUACUGUUAGCAGGUAAUGUUAUUGUAUCCGUAUACAAGUUGAAACAUUCUUUCUAUGUUCUUUAUUACGAGAAGCUCUAUUGAGCACCUACAUUGAAGUACAUUUUAGUUUAGUUUGGUUUAGUUUCACCUUUAUUCUAUAAAGCUCAAUCCUUAAAGGUUGCUCCAACAUCUAUGGUUCCUCUCUUGGAACAUUAACCCGUGUAUCACUAUUAACCCUAUAAGUGCCAGAUAAGUAAUAUUUGCGUUGCUUAGUCCUAAGACACUCAAGGGUCAAAUCAAUUAUUCAUUAUAAUAGAAUGUGUUGGUCUUCCAGUGGAAAAGUCCUUGAUAAAGAAAUGACUGUAUGCUACCUAGUCCUAUAUUAUAUUUCUGCUUUGCUCUGUCCCAGGGGAACAUGUGAAGGAUUUCUUUUUCCGAGUUGCAGCUCUGGCCUUUGAACAGUCAAUGAUGAGUCAACUGGAAAGGAGCAAAGACAGCCCAACUCAGAUUGGGAAUGGGACCCUCAUUAGUGAGUAUUUCAUGAUGUCAUACAGGAGAGCUUGUAAUCUGUGGAAUGUUUACAGUGACAAUGAAGCCUGCUUGCUCUCAGAUUAAUAAUUAAACACAUAGCGGGAUGUGCACUGAACCUAAAAUGUGAUAUAAUUACAUUUAAAUAGCCUAUAUUUCCGCCAUUGUUUCUUUGCUGCAGAAUCCUUAAUAAAUGUAUUCCUUAAGUAAUCUUCCUGACCAUCCCAUUUUACAGAUAAUUUUAUUAUUGUAUUUACUGACUAAUUCCUCUUUGUUAUAUAUUGAUCUGCAGUUGAACACUCAUUAAAUAUUAACAUUUUUAAAUGGCAAACUUUGACAAAUCUAGACUAACUAUAAUGCAAUGUGUUGGGUAGAUCCAAAGCCAUAUUAUCAUUGUAUUGCAGAAAACAGCUAUCCGUUCAUUUGAAUUCAUUAUACAGAAAGACAAAUACACAAAUAGAUGAAAUGGAAAAAAGUUAAUGCAAAUGUAGAAUAAAGUGCAAAACUGUCAUUUUAACAAGCAUUGUAAAUGAAUUUUUUUCAGAUCUUGAAGGAAAUUCAGCAGAGAAAAAGGAAAAUGAAAGCCAGCAUGCCUGCUGUUAGACUAAAGUGAUCUAAUCUUGCAAUUAAAGCACCAUCUUAGCCACUCGUCCACUCAUGGAUAGUGUCCAGAUGCCACCAGUAACUCACUCUUUGGUUUUUUGAGUGUCCUUUCUGAUGUUGCCUUGUAGCGUUUUCAACCUAGUUUGAGUCUCUAGCCAUUUGGGCUGUAGUGUUAAGCUGAGAGAUGGGAUAUUCUUUCACUGCCCAAAACAUGAAGAUAAUUAGGAUUUACCUUGCUAAUCAGCUUGAUCCUCCACUCAAACUAGAAAUUUAUAAUCCUGUAUCCACAAACCGAGACUACUAAAAAACUGUAACAAAGCACAUAAACAACUACACACAACAAAUAUCAUCUUUCAUAGGAAAAUUGCUGAUUUGAAUUUUUUUGUCUGUAUGUGUACAUUAAUCAUGACACUAAAUGCCUUGUUAUUGAAAUGUGAUUAUGUCGGUCACCACCUUCCUAUAUUUGUUCCAUUUGCUCCAAACCAUCUGUCUGUACUAAGCUCUCCUGUUUUCGCACAGCUGUUGACAAAGUCUCUAACUGCUUCCACCUUCCUCAGUUAUACAAAUCAUCAUUUUGUUUUUGUGCAAGAUGAACUGUCUUAAUAUGUCAAGUUGAUUUCAAUUCAGCGACAGAGACUUCCCAGCUUCUAUUUCUCUUUUGACUGUAAACUGCCUCAUUGGCAGGGUUAAUUUAUUGGUUUGAGAGAAGCCUUACUCAGAAUAGGUUAGCAUAUCUCUCCCUCUUUGUAUAACAUCCUCAAUGUUAUAAAGUGUUACUCUUCCUCCUGACACAGACAGUUUAUCAGGUCACUGGCCAUGUCUUUCUGGCUGAUUAAACAUCACCAAGGAUAGGCUGAAAAUAAUCAAUCAAUGAAAUGCAGUUGCUAUGGCUUGUAGUGUCAUUUCAAAAGACUUUGGCCUACAUUGUAUGUAUCAGUGCACUAACUGAUGUAUGUGAGAAUACAAAUGUAAUUUUAAAUAUGUAUUUUAUAUUAAAUAUGUACACCUGAAUAAAGGGACCACAAUGCAACAGAAAUCUUUACCUUACCUUAAUAAGUAACUGGUUAUUUAAUAAAAGAUGCAUUUUACUUCUGUUUUGUGUUUUUAUUAAAUAAACACAAUGGUUUUUUGUUUUCCCAAAUCCUAU